AUGUCCGAUGAAGAAGAUUUUGACUGCCCCUUGUGCAUGGAGGAGCUCGACAUCUCGGACCGGAACUUCCGUCCCUGUCCCUGCGGUUAUCAAAUUUGCCGCUUCUGUUGGCACCAUAUCAAGGAGGAUCUCAAUGGUCGCUGCCCCGCCUGUCGACGAGUGUAUACGGAGGAAACAAUCGAGUUCACGCCUAUUUCUGCAGAUGAGCUAGCCAUGAUCAAGAAUGAGAAAAGACAAAAGGAGCGCGAAAAGAAGGAAAUUGAGGCCAUGAACAGGAAGCAUCUUGCCAACAUGAGGGUUGUGCAAAAGAGUUUGGUCUACGUGAUUGGUCUUCCAACCAAGCUGGCGAAUGAUGAGCACACAUUGAGGCAACAUGAAUACUUCGGCCAAUAUGGUAAGAUCGCAAAGGUCGUCAUCAAUCGCAGGAACGCGCCCAUACCAUCAGGAGGGUCUUCUCCAGGCCCAGCCAGCGUGGGAGUCUAUAUUACUUACGUUCGAAAAGAGGAUGCCGCAAAGGCAAUUGCUGCCAUCGACGGUAGUAUAUGGGAUGGCAAGAUUCUUAGAGCAUCCUAUGGCACCACUAAGUACUGCACGUAUUAUUUACGGGGCAUGUCCUGUCAGAAUCCAGGAUGCAUGUAUUUGCAUGAGCCAGGCGAGGAUGCAGACAGUUAUACGAAGGAGGAUCUUGCUGUUGGGUAA
Messenger RNA from Gamsiella multidivaricata, 699 nucleotides. RefSeq names its product RING/Ubox like zinc-binding domain-containing protein. Lineage: Eukaryota; Fungi; Mortierellomycota; Mortierellomycetes; Mortierellales; Mortierellaceae. Gene Ontology annotation, cellular component: CCR4-NOT complex. The transcript is spliced from 5 exons. Gene Ontology annotation, molecular function: RNA binding; metal ion binding; ubiquitin-protein transferase activity. Gene Ontology annotation, biological process: protein ubiquitination. The record is from RefSeq and is a predicted model, not a curated record. The coding region runs from base 1 to 699 and encodes 232 amino acids.